Racocetra persica is the source of this 128-nucleotide messenger RNA. Lineage: Eukaryota; Fungi; Glomeromycota; Glomeromycetes; Diversisporales; Gigasporaceae. The record is from the annotation of a GenBank genome assembly.
AAGAAAAAGAAGAAUCUGGAAAAGAAGAAAAAGAAGAAAAAGAAAGAUAUAGAAAAGAAGAAAAAGAAGAAUACAGAAAAAAAGAAAAAGAAAGAUCCAGAAAAGAAGAAAUGAUAAAAAAAAAUAAG